AUGACGCAGUUCACUGAAUUGAAUUCAUCUAGUUUUAAUUUAAAUGAAAAACAAAGUGUAACCCCAAAUUCACAAUUGAAACUUUGUGUUUGUUGUCUAUCAGGGGAUGUGCUACUUAUCAAACUCGAUAGCUGUAAACAUGCUAGUUUUUUAUUUACUUUAUUUGAAAAUAAGGUGGAUCUUACAAGUGCAUUUGUUUGCUACCAGUGUCACAAUAUUAUAAGAAAAAUAGACAGUUUCAAAUGCCAGGUUGAAGAAUGUUGUGCUGCUUUAAGAGGGAAUUUCAACCAACCAAAGCCUUGGAAAUAUAAAUUAAAAAAUUCUAAAACAGAAAUAAAUUCCACAGUCAACUGCCAACCGAUAGAAUUUGAGUAUAAGGAAAAUUUUGUCUCAUCAGAUAUUGUUUUAGAACAUGUCAUCACGGAAAUAAAGGUAGAACAUGACAGUGAUUUCGAUUGUGACCCUGAUCUGCCUCUAGCUCAAAUAAAACAGGUUAAAGAGCUCAGGAAUGCGGAUGGAAAUCGAAAUAAGAAACAGAAGGUUGAAGUGAAGAAGAGAUCCCUGACGCACGAGAAAUAUGAGGGAAAAAUUAAAACUAUUACAAUAAGUUGGGAGAAAAUGAUGGAGGAACGGAAGACGGAUGCUCUGAGGAAAUCUUACUUAAAUCUACCUUUCAAAUGCGAGAGUUGUAUAGUUGGUUUUGACCAUGAAAAGACCUUGAAAGUGCAUAUUGAACAAAGACAUAGUGAUAAAAAAGGAGCUUUUGUAUGUGACGUGUGCAAAUCGGUAUUAAGCACAGAAACAUCUUACAAGGAACACAGGAAACGGCAUCUGAGACGAUACGAGUGUGAGGUGUGCGGAAAACGGAACAACAAUGUUUACUCAGUUGUGAAACAUUAUAAGGAACAGCAUGGCACCAUAAACACUUUGUUCACUUGCAAGGAGUGCGGCUUCACUACCGAGUCACACCGAGGCUACCGCUACCAUCGCGAUAAGCACAAAGGAAAAGUAGAAUGCACAGAAUGUGGUAAUACUUUUGUACACGCAACAGGACUCCGGGUGCAUAUGUUCACGGUCCACGGCCAAUCGGAUCGCGUGUACUCGUGCGAUGAAUGCGGCAAGCGGUACCGAUCCAAGUCGAGUCUUGCCACACACCGCUCGGUGCACAACACUAGCGCCUCACCGGAAACAUUCUGCGCCCUCUGCAACACCCAGUUCCGCUCGCCGUUAGGCCUGAAACACCACUUGAAGACCCACUCCAAGCACAUACGGGAUUCCGAUAAGAGGUUUAUCUGCGAGUGCGGGACCAAGUUUUUGACAAAGAGUUCCUUGAAGGAGCAUAUCGACUGGGUCCAUUUGAAAAAAGCGAAACAUGAAUGUAAUAAAUGCGAUAAGGUAUUCAAGAAUGGUUCGGCUUUGAAGAAACACAAAAACUACGUGCACGAGAAGAAGAGACCCCCGAGAAAUAAGAUUUGCGAUUACUGCGGUCGCGGAUUUACGACGCUGACGAUACUACGUUCACAUGUGCGAACGCACACUGGAGAGCGUCCACUUCGAUGCUCCCAAUGUUCCGCCGCAUUUGCUCACCCCGCUGCACUAUAUACACACACGAAACUACUACAUAACAAAGACAAAUGA
Messenger RNA from Parnassius mnemosyne (clouded apollo), 1638 nucleotides. The record is from the annotation of a GenBank genome assembly. Lineage: Eukaryota; Metazoa; Arthropoda; Insecta; Lepidoptera; Papilionidae.